Kwoniella shivajii is the source of this 438-nucleotide messenger RNA. RefSeq lists its product as uncharacterized. The transcript is spliced from 3 exons. NCBI's taxonomy places the organism in Eukaryota, Fungi, Basidiomycota, Tremellomycetes, Tremellales, Cryptococcaceae. The record is from RefSeq and is a predicted model, not a curated record. The coding region runs from base 1 to 438 and encodes 145 amino acids.
AUGCCAGUAAAAGAAACACCAGCAAAAUACCCGGUGAUCGAUACGGAUCCCCAUUUCACAAGAGUAGUCAGGUAUAUGAGAGGAAGUGAUUAUGCGACUUGGGCAGGUGCGACUGCUGCUGGGCCUGGAUUAUUUUGGCUUUAUGAAAAAGUUGAUCCCACAAAAGCAUCAAAAGCAUCAUUGCGAUCAGCACUUCGAUUAACUGGAUUUUUGGGAUUCGCAGCUGGGUUUAUGUUGGCUUAUCAAAAUUCAAGUUUACGAUUUUGGGGAUGGAAGGAAAACGCAUAUGAAGUUGAAAAAGAUCAAAAAGAACUAUCAGCAAGAGUAUCUUCUGGACAACCUAUAUAUGGUGAAACUGAAUUAACACCUUAUCUUCAAGGUGUAGCAUCUAGAAAUUCUACUUUUAGUCAAUUGAAAUUACAUGCUUUCCCUUGGUGA